Molecule: messenger RNA, 1188 nt
Organism: Lodderomyces parapsilosis
Lineage: Eukaryota; Fungi; Ascomycota; Pichiomycetes; Serinales; Debaryomycetaceae
Exons: 1
Coding region: 1-1188 (395 amino acids)
Molecular function (GO): protein binding
Source: RefSeq, a predicted model, not a curated record
AUGAAUGAUAUCAUACCACAAGCACGAGGCUUUCUAAGUACAUCACAACCGGAAAAGGCAUUGGAAAUUCUUACACCUCAUAUUGCUUCCAAUUCCUCAUCACCUGAAUUUCUAGCCAUUUUGGGUGAGACAUUGCUUGAGAAUAACGAGCUCAAACAAGCUUAUAAUGUGCUAAUACAGGCAUGCGAACUAGAUCCUGACGCAUCUUUGGGAGUUGAAAAGUUUUUAUACUUGGGACAAAUCAUUGGUGGUGCUGAUGGAUUAAACUAUAUCAAUACUGGAUUAAACAAAUUGAAUGAAAUUUUGGCCAAUAUAAAUGAAGGAAGUGUUGAUGAACAAGAAUUGGCAAAAAGUGUAUACAGAGAUGUCGACGAGUACAAAGCCUGGGUUAUUAAAAAGUUAAAUUCAGGUAUAUUUGCCAGCAUCGAGAUAUGGAUGACUGAUUUAUGUAUGGAGCCAGAAGCAGAAUCAAAAUGUAACGAAUUGAUCGAUUACAGCUUAUCAAUAGAUGCUGAAAAUCCUGAAUCAUUGUCGAUAUUAUCAUCAAUUAGAAUUUCUCAACAACGUCAACAAGAAGCAGUGGAAGCAUUGAACAAAUCAUGGGAAUUGUUCAAGUUGCAAAAGACAAAAUUGGAAGAUUUUGCCAAUACCAAGGAGACAAAAGAAGGGGGUAGCGGUAAUGGGGAGGAUGCAUUUGAAGUGGGUUUGGAAUAUGUGGAAUUGAUUCAACCUUUAGUUACAUUAUCUCGAUACGCAAUCGAAUUGGAACAAUAUGAUACUGCCAUUGAUAUCGCUUCUAAUAUCCAAGAUAUAAACGAUUCGAUCUUAGAUGCAUUUUACAUUGAAGCGUUGGCCAACUUAUUUAAAGCUAAACAAAUGUCAACUGCCAAAAUAGCAACAAACAGUGAUGAAUUUGAUGAUUAUCGUGAAUUGGAAAUUUCACAGUUGAAGAACACUCCAGAAAUCAAGCAAUUGUUAGCUGAUUCGAGAUUAAUCUUGACUUCAGCUUACAAGAUAGUCAAUAGUGAAUUGGGCGAUGAGAAUGAUCCUGUCUUGGUUCAACAAGUGAAUGAGUUGUUGAAUCAAUUGGGUGGGCCAAUAAUGAGUGAGUUGAUGCCAAAAAGAGAAAAUCUAGAUGAUGAAGACGUUGAUUGGGAGGCAGAAAUUGUCUCUGGAGAUGAAGAGUAA